Molecule: messenger RNA, 408 nt
Organism: Rotaria sp. Silwood1
Lineage: Eukaryota; Metazoa; Rotifera; Eurotatoria; Philodinida; Philodinidae
Source: the annotation of a GenBank genome assembly
AUGAUCCAACGUGCUGAAAUCUACAUGGCACAAAUGGGCAAAUCAGGUUUUCAAUUUUCAUUUAGUCAAGGUUCCUAUUCAUCCAGUGUAACUGCUAGUGCCGGUACACAUGAUGGUGGCGGUGCUAUAGAUAUUCGAACAUCUGUUGUGAACAAUGAUAAGAAAACAGUCGAUACAAUGAUAGUAGCAUUACGAAAAGCAGGUUUUGCUGCUUGGUCACGUGGUCGUGUAGCAGAUAGCUUCCAGGAUAGCAAACAUAUUCAUGCAAUUGCUAUUGGAGAUGUGCAAGCAUCAACAGGUGCAAAGAAUCAAGUGGCAAGCUUUAAAAGAGGUCGCAAUGGACUCAAGGGAGAUGGAGUUGAUCCCGAUGCUUAUUUGGGUCGGGCUACACCAAAAUGGGCUCAAUAG